This is a messenger RNA of Seriola aureovittata, 6570 nucleotides long. It is a transcript of the gene rxraa, whose product is annotated as retinoid X receptor, alpha a. Bases 439 to 1944 code for a protein of 501 amino acids. Gene Ontology annotation, biological process: retinoic acid receptor signaling pathway; response to retinoic acid; cell differentiation. Gene Ontology annotation, cellular component: nucleus; RNA polymerase II transcription regulator complex. The record is from RefSeq and is a predicted model, not a curated record. Gene Ontology annotation, molecular function: nuclear steroid receptor activity; nuclear receptor activity; retinoic acid-responsive element binding. The transcript has 11 exons. Lineage: Eukaryota; Metazoa; Chordata; Actinopteri; Carangiformes; Carangidae.
UCUUUUGUGUUGAUUUCAAAGUUCACGACGAGGCUCGCGUUUCUGUGUGUGGUGUCGCUGCAGCUCAGUCGACGUUGGUGGGAGUACCCCCUGCAUAGGUCCCUUUUGCAGUGCAGAUCCAGUAGUUGGAGUUGUUGUACACCGAGCACGAGAGGGAGAGAGGAGUGUGAGCGCAGCAGCUGAGUGAGCAAACAGAGGUAGAAACAUUAGGUUAUCUUCUGAGACUAUCAGACAUCGACCUGUCACUUUUACCGCUUCGAGCCGAGUCCCGUCUUGUUGAAGAGGACCACCACAACAACAGCAGCAGCAGCAGCAGGAGCGGCAGGAGCAGCAGCAGCAGAGCCCGGGUCUGGUCUGGUCUGCUCGAGCAGCAGCCGCCUGUGAAAAACUCCCAAACGCGGUCGUCUCAGCUGGCAUGAGCUAACCUACCAGACAGUCAUGGAAACCAAACCAUUCUUGUCAUUGGGGUUCCUGAAGCCCCAGUGCUCGUUGGCUCCUCCCAUGCAGCGGGGUCGCUCAGGCGAGGCAUGUUCCUGUUUCAGUGGCGUGUGUCCCCUCCAUCAGCGUCGCCUAUCCUCAGACUCUUCAGGCCAGAUGACCUCCUCGCCCCUGGGCUCACCCACAUCCCACCGGGGAAUGCACCCGUCUCUUCUCAGCCCGACGUCCAUGGGGCCCUCUGGCUCUCUUCACUCUCCCAUCAGCACGCUGAGUUCACCCAUGAACGGCAUGGCCUCACCUUUCUCCGUCAUCAGCUCACCCAUGGGCCCUCACUCCAUGAACUCGCCAGGCAUGGGCUACGGCCCCAGCGUCAGCCCCCAGCUGAACUCUCCGAUGAACUCGGUCAGCAGUACGGAGGACAUUAAGCCCCCGCUGGGCCUCAACGGUGUGAUGAAGGUGCCCGCCCAGCCCUCAGGCACAGCCCUGUCGCUCACAAAACACAUCUGCGCCAUCUGUGGUGACCGCUCCUCAGGUAAACACUAUGGGGUAUACAGCUGUGAGGGCUGCAAAGGUUUUUUCAAAAGGACGGUGCGCAAAGACCUGACCUACACCUGUCGUGAUAACAAGGACUGUGUCAUCGAUAAACGCCAGAGGAACCGCUGCCAGUACUGUCGCUACCAGAAGUGUUUAGCCAUGGGCAUGAAGAGAGAAGUUUUGUUACAUGCAGCCGUUCAGGAGGAGCGCCAGCGAGCCAAGGACAAAAAUGAGAACGAGGUGGAGUCCACCAGCUGCGCCAACGAGGACAUGCCCGUGGAGAAGAUCCUGGAAGCCGAGCAGGCGGUGGAACCCAAAACGGAGACCUACAUUGAGACCAACCUUGGUGUGCCAUCAAACUCGCCCAACGACCCAGUGACAAAUAUCUGUCAGGCGGCUGACAAACAACUCUUCACACUGGUGGAGUGGGCCAAGAGGAUCCCCCACUUCUCUGAGCUGCCGCUGGACGACCAGGUCAUCCUUCUACGAGCAGGUUGGAAUGAGCUCCUCAUUGCAUCAUUUUCGCACCGUUCGAUAGCGGUUAAAGACGGGAUUCUGUUGGCAACCGGGCUGCAUGUACACCGCAACAGCGCUCAUAGUGCCGGAGUGGGAGCCAUCUUUGACAGAGUGCUCACAGAACUGGUGUCUAAGAUGAGGGACAUGCAGAUGGAUAAGACAGAACUGGGGUGCCUUCGAGCUAUAGUCCUUUUCAACCCAGACUCAAAAGGUCUGUCCAACCCAGGUGAGGUAGAAGCCCUAAGAGAGAAAGUCUAUGCGUCUUUAGAGGCCUACUGCAAACAGAAAUACCCAGAGCAGCCUGGCAGGUUUGCCAAGCUGUUGCUGCGGUUACCAGCGCUGCGCUCGAUCGGCCUGAAGUGUCUGGAGCACUUGUUCUUCUUUAAGCUCAUCGGCGACACGCCCAUCGACACCUUCCUCAUGGAGAUGCUAGAGGCUCCACAUCAAAUGACAUAAUAGCGUAAGGGGGUUGAGCCCUCGCCCCUCUCCUCUCCUCCUCCCUCCCUCCCUCCUCCUCCUACAUCUCCCACCAGCCAUGGAUCAGGAGCAGGGUCCUUUUUUAAAAAUCCUGUCUCCAGCAAGGGACAGAUCACGUGACGAUUUUGGACGGAGAACCUCUCCCUUCCUCCCUCCCCUCGCUCCUCGGCUCCCUUUUGAUGUGUUUCGAAACAAUGAAAUCAUCAUGUCUGUGGGUCUGUUUUAUACCUUGUAAAAAUAUAUAAAUAAGAAAUAUAUAUAUGAAAAUCACACGACAACACGAGUGACGACAACAGUGGACUGAACUGAGGAAGGACAGAGGACAAAAGAAACGUAUUGAGCCAUCGUUUUCAUCUUUGCUGUUCCUACACCUUGACGAGAAAAAGCAGAGAUGAUCAGGUUUUAAACACCCACGGUUAUGCUUCCAGGUAUAUUAAAAAAAAAAAAACGGUGAUGAUGUCAUAUUUGGACACUCAGCGUUGUGAUCGGGACAAUCGUGGACUCGGAGAGCCUCAGGCUGUCUAGACUUGGACCUGAGCCUUCUCCGUCUUUCAGGACUGAACUUACUUUGGGGAGGGACGGUGGGGGAAGAUGUCUGCUUAAAGGAACUCGUCCGUUCCUGCCUGACUCGACUGAACACAUCAGGUCUUGCACUAGCUGUUUUUUGAAGUGUGAGCUUUCUGGAGUAGUAGAACUCAGAGGUAGGUUAACAAGACUGGAAGUGUUCAAAAACCUCAGGUCUCUGCCCAAUUCCAACAAAUACAACCAUGUCUUACUCUAUUAGCACUGUGCAACAUCGGGGAGGACGACCUGUUAGUCCACUAAUCAGCCCUUCAGUUAACGUAUUGAUCGAGAAAGAGAUGCUUGAGAGUUUGUUAUGUACAAUCUGCGCUGUUCUUUUCUGCACAUAGGAAAAACGCUGGCUGUUGUAAAUUAGCCUCACGCUAGCUUUAGGCUGCAUGAGCAUCACUGGAUGCUCUGAAAGGCAACCAGCAGGCGCAGCAGCUUGGAACAACUUUUGUCAUCCUCUUUUAAACAUUUGGCCUUCAUCGGAAGCUUUCAAGAGAUCACAUCGAACUCGGAUGGCUGGAAAGUGAGCGCUCGUUCUCAUCUGUGGGGGGGAUAUUGUUGUUUCGUCAGCCCCUGAGCUCCUUUCCGUCCCACGUCCAACCUCCCCACUCGUCAUUUCAUGUGAAUUUGAGCACACCAUUUACACCUCCACAAUCCCCUCUGCUCAAAGCGGCGGGUAUUAGCUUUUCAAAACACCUCAUAUCUACCUGUACAGAAAGUUACAACCGCAUACAGUAUUGACGCUAUUUUCAGUUUUUCAUUUUAACAACAGCAAUGCACAAUUACCUCUGUUUCCAUCCCUCAGACCUUCAGUUCCUGACACUCAUUUAAACAUUUACAAAAUGCGGGAGAAGUGCGUGUUGAUGCAGCAGAGCCAUUAUUUUGUUUAUUUGUUUGUUACUUGGCACUUAACCUCAUGACAGUGGAGUCGGGUUCCUAAAUGGAGAGCUGAUGUUGAUGUAAUCGACCUCUGUGGUGGAAUUUGGCCCCGGCCCAAUCAGGCACGCCCCAAUUGUUGCCCUCCUCAGAGGGUCACGCACACUCGCUCUCUCUGCACUUCUCUGGACAACCAAGUGUCACUCAAGUUGAAAUGUUAAAUGUCUCCAUGUUAUGUAUAAACAUGCUUUAUGCCCAUAUUCUGCUUUUUUUUUUUGUUGUUUUUUUUUUCCUCUUCUCCUUUUUCUCUAAAUGCUGCAGCUGCUGCAAAACUAUGCAUCAAGUGCAUUUCCAAAGAUUGUCCACAGAGCGGGUGCAUAUUCUAACAGCUCAGAAAGGUCUGAUUCCUUUUAAAACAGGUGUUUGUGAGGUGUGGGUCCACUGUAAUCAUUUCCUGGAGCAGAAAUCUAAUUGAAGUUAUUUUCCCCACUAUUCAGAUAUUUGAUUCUGUACCAGUUUAUUUAGCUGUGACUCAUUACAUAGAAAACAAACAGCUAUUUGACAGUGUGUUAUGGUACAGUGGAGCACAGUGGAGGUUAUGGACAUGCUAGAUAAUAGCAGAGCAAGAGAAAAUGACUGAAAGAGAAUUAAAUUCAAGGAUUUCCCUUCAGUGUUCACAUAUUAACUACUUCUUCAUCAGUUUGUGGUCACACUGAGUGUAUGGAGUCUUGAUAGUGCCACGUAAAUACUUUUUUUUUUUAAUCCCUUAACAUUUAAUUAAUGAAUUCAAAAGGUUAAUUCGAUUUCCAAUUUAUUUUUGCAUUUAAAAACUCAAAGUAAAAAGCAAAAUAAGAUAAUUACAUUUGCCAUUUAAAGAUUCUAUUGCCCUUUUUUAUGAAAUAAUAACUGAAUUUUAAAAUUGAAUAACAAUGCUGAUUUUAAAAAGGCUUAUAAAUCUUUUCUUGGUAUUCCAUGUGCCUGAUAUAUUUUAUCUGUUUGUUUACUGCUUUAACGUUUACAGUUCCACUUUAAGCAUUUAAAUUGUCACUUAAAAGUGAAAUGACGGCCAAUCCACAGAGCGGUAAAAGGAGCUGUUAUUGGCCAAUUGUCAGCUUCUGAUCCGCACUAUGAGUUCAGUUUAUUUUACUUUAUUAGUUUUUUUUUUUUUCAGUUUGUCAAAUUUAUUAAUUGAACAUAAUUUCAACAAAAGAAAAAAGAAAAGUCUGAAAAAGUAUCAAAUUAUUCUGGUGCCACCAUCAGGACUCCAUGGCAGUGGUGACUCUGACCAAAACACCACUGAAACGAUGACCAUAUGUCAAACUUUCAGGGUGACUUGGGGCCGGUUUUCACAGACGUGCAUCACUGAAGGGCCUCCAGUGGUGCGUUAAUCCACCUCCUGAGAAACUGAUCCCCAGACAUCCGCUGAUCUUUUUCCUUAUGAAGAAAAAGCAAAGACCCAGUUCAGAUGCCAGCAUUGAAAUGUCAGAUACUGUAUGCUUCAAGCAGGACGACGACCUUUACUUUCAGUCUCAGAGCGGUUUGGAGAAGAGAGCGAGAGUGUGAGGGAUUUGGCGUGAGAUUUAAGAGCUGUGAGCUCCCUCUAGUGGAAGAGAAGCAGCACUGCAACAUUACUUGAAUUUUUUUCUACAAGUAUUUAAUCAGACAACAAGACGGCACUUUCUCACAGUGUUAUUAUCAUCAAUGUUCUUUUGGAUCAGACAAGAACCUCAGUGUCUGUGCUUGUUAAAAACUGAAAAUAAGUAGCAAUAACUUCAGUAUGACCUGUUGGUUUGUUGUUUUAUUGUUACUCAACAGUUUCAAUGAGGUGGUCUGUGUUAUUACUAACUAUCCAGGUGACAGUAUUAACUGCCAGCUUGAGCUCGGUUUACAGUAUUUAUAUUCUGGAAAAUGAUACUUGUUUGUCUGUUAAAAGAAAAAAAAAAACUGUCAAUUUAAGCAUUAUGGCAAAGAGAAGCUCUACUCACAUUCAGCUUUUUCUGUAACACCGGGCGACAUUUCUUAAUCAAGAAAAGCAGAUAUUAAGCAAUUAAAUGUUUCUUUUUUUCCAACAGGGUGACCCAACUUUAAAAUUAUUAUCCUCCUGUUGUCGUCAGUGUCACGAGGUCUCCUGCUCUUAGUUUACUGUGAUUGGUUACUGCAGGUAUCUUAAGCCAUAAAGUGGAUGAUGUGGGAGCUCACUCCCCUGCAGGAAAUGGACAGACAAGGAUCUUCUCGACGAGAUAAAAGAAACGAUCACCCACACGGAAUGAUAAUCUACAUGAAUGCUUUAUAACAUAAAGCUAUAUUUUGUUAAUAUGUAUAUGUGUAUAUAUUUAUAAAUAUAUAACAGAUCUGUUCCUUGAGUAUUUCCAACAUUGACAGAGGGGGACAAGUCUUUCAGACCAAACUGUUCCGCACCAGGUGUUCUUCAACUCAGAGUUUUAUGGUGUUUUCUUUUUUUCACAAAUAUCUGAGGGUUUUUUUUGUUUGUUUGUUUGUUUUAUUUUUUUACAUUUCAACCUUGACUUUAUAAAAUUACUCUCAAUCAACCAGCAGAAUCGCAGCACCUCCAAACUCAAAAAGAACCAGCUUCUCAGCAGUUUAUGGGACCUCAAAAAAACUAUGAAAGAGAGAAAACAAAAAGGUUAAGUCUUUAAACCCUCCAAAAUACGUGUUGCUUGGCAAGUGUAUGUUCAAAAAAAUGUAAUCAGGAAAAGCUGAGCUUGUGACACAAUCACUGCUUUCUUUGUUGCAUAGACAGUAAAAUGUUCAAGUUAAAAAAAAAAGAAAGAAAAAAAAACACUUGGAAAAAGAUCUAUUUUUGUACAAAGGUAAUUUUAUCCCUUGCUUAUGUGCUCUGUUCUUUGCCUUUUCUUCUGUGGGCUGUUGUAUACGUUGUGGAAAAGCUUAUUUGACGAGGCAAGAGAACAUUUUCAGAUUAUUAAAUGAGAGGAAUGGUUGGCUUUGGCACCUUGGUAAACUGUGUCGCCUUUACUUCGCCAUUUUCAACCUGUCGCUGCAAGACGGGAUUGUCUUCAUUAUAUUUUUUGUCUAUUUUUAAAAAGGAGGUGGAAUUUUUGUCAUCUGUUCUUUGUGGGUUGUUCUCUGAUGUUCCUUCAUGGACAGAAAAAAAAAAGUUAUUAAAAAACUUUAAAGUGA